AUGGCAAACUCCUUCACUCGCAUGAUUGCUGGCCGCAACACAGCAGUGAUUUUGGCCAGUAUUGGGGCCAGCACUCUGGCAUCUGGAUAUCUCCUCCAUGAAAGUGCUGCUGCAGCUGAGAGGAGGAAGAUCUAUCCUCCCAGGUACAUGUGUGAGAGUGUAUGUGUUUUAAUAGUCAUAUGUAGAACCUUGUCACAUGUUACUCCUGCAGAAAUCUGCUGUUUCUUUAACAAAAUCAAACCCUACCAGGAUGAUACAUGAUUUUGUCAAACCUAUACAGUCUAUGGUUAAACUCGAUCAAAACUUACAUAAAUCAAAUGUUAAGAACACUUCCAUCAUUGAAGGUCACUCACCGUACUAACAUCCUCUGAAAAAAACGGUUAAGUAAUUCAGUGUAUCUUGGUUAAUCUGUAGCUGAAAAAAAAUAUUAAAUAUUGCCUCUUUGCUUAACCUAAGCAGUUUGAAAAUAACAUACUUUAACCCAUUAGCAACACUAAGACAACCCUCCACAUUAGCCUUAUUUCCUCAGCUAAUCUUACUGUUUAUUGAUACAUGUCACAAUAUGAUGGCCAUAAGGACUCAUGCUUGCUUCCUAACCUGGACUUCACAUUGGAGAAACAUGGCUGUUGUAUACAUUUGCUGAACAUUUCUGUAAAACUCAUCCUUUUUAAAUUCACAAGUACUUUGCCUGACUCGACUGUGAGGACUUGUAGAAAACUUGUUAGGCCAUAGUUGUCCAUGACUCUCUACAGCGCAGACUUCCCUGACCUGAGGAAGCACAACAACUGCAUGGCAGCAGCCCUGACCCCGAAAAUGUAUGCACACCUGAGGGACAAGGUUACCCCCAACGACUGGACCCUGGAUCAAUGCAUCCAGACCGGGGUGGACAAUCCAGGUCACCCCUUCAUCAAGACUGUGGGCAUGGUGGCCGGAGAUGAGGAGAGCUACGAGGUUGGAGCCAUUGUUUGUAUUCAGUUGUGUUAUAACCAGAUCUGAACUGUUCAAAACUGAGAGUUUGACUUUUCCUGUUCAGGUGUUUGCUGAAAUCUUUGAUCCUGUGAUCAAGGAUAGACACAAUGGCUACGAUCCUCGCACAAUGAAGCACCCUACUGACCUGGAUGCUUCCAAGGUAGUGACUACUUUCCAGCCAUCAAUUCCUGUAUUUGAUCUUGUAUUGAUCAUAGUUAGAUGGCAACCAUUUCUUAUGAUGUUUAACUUAACCCACUGAGCAACGGACGGCUAUUAGACAUCUAGUUUUUUUUAAACCUAAUUUUAACCGUCUAGAUUCUGGAUAGUUUUAGACAGAAUUUGGAUGUUGCACUUAUACCCAUCAUUUGGCAACUAUUAAUUUCAAAAAGCAACUGUGAGUUACACAACUGAUCUCCAAGUACUUAACCAAAAUAAUGAUGAUAGCCAUUGAGCAAUAUACAGUGUAGUUUAGAUAUAGCCCAGAUUUAGACUUGGUCUAAACUUGGUCUAAAUAGACACAAUAGCAAAUUGAUAUUUGUGGUUUCAUUCCUGAGUAUGGCUUAUUGAUCCCAAAGAUCUGACCAGAUAAGUCAGUCAACACUCUGAAAAUGUCCUCUACAUCCAUUCUCAGGUCACCUCUGGUAUGUUUGAUGAACGCUAUGUGUUGUCAUCCCGCGUCCGCACUGGCCGCAGCAUCCGUGGACUGAGUCUCCCCCCUGCGUGCUCACGCUCCGAGCGUCGUGAGGUGGAGCGUGUGGUUGUCACAGCUCUGGCUGGUUUGAAAGGAGACCUGGCCGGUCGCUACUACAGCCUGGGAGAAAUGACUGAUAGGGAGCAGCAGCAGCUUAUUGAUGUAGGUACACAAUCACACAUCCCCAAAACCAGGUUUAUAACUCCUCUUUUUAACUUUCUAAUAUGACUUUUGCCAUCCAACGCCCACCUUGGUUCCCUCACUGGUCAAUCAGGAGCACUUCCUCUUUGACAAACCUGUAUCACCUCUGCUAACUGCAGCUGGGAUGGCCAGAGAUUGGCCUGACGCCCGAGGGAUCUGGUAAGACUGUAGGGGAGAGUUGGUGGCUUGGUGGUCUACUAAAAAGUGUAGCUGCUUGCAGUAGUUUUUGUAGAUCUGAGAGAGUGUGCCAGAAAGUAUUUCACUCUUUACUUUGCAGCCAGCACUAGAUGUUAGUUUGUGCUUGGGUGGAUAGUAGUUUUAGUUUGGGAAGACAACAACACUGAUUCCUGCUUUUGACCAUCAUGAACUGCAGCUUCUAAUGUUCAGUCCAUGUUUUACUAACUUAUAUGCACUGUUUUUUUUAUUUGAUUUAAACGGGUAUUAUGCAUCAUUACGCACUACUUUCAUUCAGUUAGACCAAAAUCCAGUAGAGUAAACUGACACACUCCUGUGAUGUAAAGUAAGAAAAUUCAUGAGGGAAUUGUCUGCUGCUAUAACUGCUAACAAGGCUAACUGUCUUUUAGCAUGUGCCUAAUACAUUGCUGACUUUAUUCUUCAAGAACAGUAGCUCCUUUAGACCAAUAGGUUGCUUUAUAUCCCUUUAAAUGUAUCCUUAUAAUUUAAAAAAGCCUCUUUCUCUACCUCCACAGCUUUAAGUAGUGCCUUUCUAAUUCCUACCUGUACUGUCACAACCUUUGUCUAACCUGACACUGAAAGCAUUUACUCUGCUGAGUGUGUGAUUGUGUGAUUAUGUUUCACUAAUUGUGUUAGGCACAACAAUGAGAAGAACUUCUUAAUCUGGGUCAACGAGGAGGAUCACACCAGGAUCAUAUCCAUGGAGAAAGGAGGGAACAUGAGGAGAGUAUUUGAGAGGUUCUGCAGAGGUCUGAAACAGGUGAUCAUGUCUCUGGUGUCUUCUGGAUCAUUUUUGAAUCAGUCAUUUACUGGAAAAGUAUAAUCAUGCAUUUGGCCUCAUUGCAGAUAUUUUAAAGACUUUGGCCCAAAAAGUGCCUCAAAAAGUUACAAUAUAAACAUUUUUUUUUCUCAAAACUUUAAGGUGGAGCAUUUAAUCCUGGAGAGAGGUUGGGAGUUCAUGUGGAAUGAGCGCCUGGGCUACAUCCUCACCUGCCCCUCCAACCUGGGCACCGGGCUGAGGGCUGGUGUUCAUAUCCGACUGCCUCUUCUCAGCAAGGUAUUGCUGGAAACGCUGCCAUUUCACCUCAAGCACAGGGGGCACAAAAUCCCCACUGAAUUAAGGUUCUCCUCUCUGACAGCAGUUUAAUAUGUGUUAUUUUUAUGUUAAAGGACCCUCGCUUUAAGAAGAUCCUGGAUAAUCUGAGGCUACAGAAAAGAGGCACAGGAGGUGUUGAUACGGCUGCUACCGGAGACACCUUUGACAUCUCCAACCUAGACCGUCUGGGCAAGUCAGAGGUAAACACCUAAAGAGGGAGACUGCAGCAGGAAAUGAGCAGCAGGCAAAGAAAGACAGAGCAGAGCAACAGGUGUGGGCUGGGAAACCGGCACCCCCUGCUGCUCUUUAAUCUGUAAUCCAGGCAGGGAGGGCUGUGCCAGUUAAGGUUAAAAGACCUCUCUCUGCUCAUGCUGCACCUCCUCACAGACUGUGAUGGCCUCCAACACGCCCCACUAAUGGAAGGUUGAUAAAGGUGAAAGUUGUUUAAGGCUAGGGUUGUUGUUGUUGUGGUGUGAGUCUGCCAAAAACAGCGAAGUAGAGCCAGCCCAGCCUGAAGGGCUUAACACGGGGAGCAGCAGCGUUUGUGUGAACUUGGCCAGUGUUGCCAUAAAGCCAGCAGGUGAUGACAGGUAGGGAAGCCAAUGUAGACAUGCUGCAGUGUAGUAAGUGGACAACAUGGGCCAGACAACUUCAACUCAGAGACAGUCAUAAAUUGAGGGGAGCAUGCUGCACUCACUGAAGAGAAAAAAACCCAAAGCAUUUAUUCAGCCUCAAAAAGAUAUUUGUCUUCAAACUGUGAGAAGAGGUUUUAUAAAAUCUAUAUUAAAAAUGUAACUUCAGUAGCACUGGGCAGCUGUCCAGUGGUUUAAGUAUUUGCCUAAUCAUCUUUUAAGUCACCAUAUUAUUGUACAUUUCAGAAGCAUUGUCACUAUCCACAAACCAUACCAUAUCAGCUUAGUUGAUUCUGGAGAAACGCUGCAGAUCAGAAUCGUCUUCAAGACUGAAAAACCGCCAUAUAGUGCCUUAGAGCCCUACUGCACCAGUGCAUCAUCUACAGACCCAUACUAAUAACAAACAUCAUCAAUACCGUGUUACUUAAAGACACUAGUAUUCUUUCGUGUCUAAAACCGAAACUAUAAACAGUACUGCAUAUAGUCAUAGUGCAUGUUUCCUUUCUUGAGCGGCAUAAACAAGCUUCUGUCGGGAUUUUGAGAAAUACUAAGGCCAAAGGCCAGGUCCUUGAUUUAAAAUAGCAAAAUGCCACCAAAUAAGUGCAUGUAAUAUGCUUCUAUAUAAACAUGCAAAGACGAAGAUCCAUGAGUUGGAGUUUUUUGCAUUGUAAAGGAAAAUGAGCUUGUUUAGAAGUGCUUGGGUUUAUUGUCACUACUGAUAUUCUACCAAUAAUACAUGCACAUCUCUUAAAAAUGCAGCAUAAAAAAGUUUAAACUUAAUCUUGCAGCAAAAUAUAAAUUAAACUAUAAGAUGUUAGGAUGGCAUUAUCAAUUGACUUUCCUUCUUUCUGCACAGCUGUUUACUGUAGGUGCCCAAAGACAGAUUCUUGUCCUGCUCCAAAGUCUUCUAUUAUUGUUUCUAAACAUGACACUAAUGACUUUUUUAAUAUCUAUAUCAAUUUAACGGAAUCCCUCUCAUUUUGUAUUUGUGUUAACAUGUAGUUAAGUGUACAGUCUUCUAGAAGUUACUGCAGGAAAAGAACAAAAGCAACAGUAUGUUAAAACUGCUUAUUUCACUUGUUUGUACUCCUUGAUGCAGAGAGCAAUUGCUCAAAUCAACUGUGUUUCAUAAAAUCAAAUUCAAUCCCACGAGCCUCUCAUCUCUGAGUACAACUUGGUUAGGUUUGUCAAGACUAAAGUGAAUUCUUUUCAUGACUAUAAAUGCAAAUAUACCUCAAAUGUGCACAUCCUUUAUGUGAUUUUGACACCAGUUUGACACCAGUCACCCUGUAUCCACAGGUGGAGCUUGUGCAGUUGGUGAUUGACGGAGUGAACUACCUCAUUGAAUGCGAGAAAAGACUGGAGAGAGGGCAGGACAUCAAGAUCCCCUCCCCCAUCCCUCAGUUCAAGAAGUAA
Molecule: messenger RNA, 5200 nt
Organism: Xyrichtys novacula (pearly razorfish)
Lineage: Eukaryota; Metazoa; Chordata; Actinopteri; Labriformes; Labridae
Source: the annotation of a GenBank genome assembly